Molecule: messenger RNA, 6172 nt
Organism: Gasterosteus aculeatus aculeatus (three-spined stickleback)
Lineage: Eukaryota; Metazoa; Chordata; Actinopteri; Perciformes; Gasterosteidae
Gene: megf10
Product: multiple EGF-like-domains 10
Cellular component (GO): membrane
Molecular function (GO): protein binding
Source: RefSeq, a predicted model, not a curated record
AAACGAAAAACGAGAAAACGACUGUCCACUUACGUUUUACCGUUUUGGAUUUAAAACGAAAAACGAGAAACGAGUGUUUUCGUUUUAUGUAAAAUAGACUAUCAAAAGGCACACGGAUCCUUUUACCGUAGCGCCCAGAAUAGAGGUGCAUUUUAUUUUGAAAUGCGGUCCACACGACCGCAGUCCCAUACGCCUACUUUAAUGUCGGUGAAAGAUGCAGAACUGUUGCAGCCCGUCAUUGGUGGAGUGGCUGCCGACGUCACGGUGUUUGGAGAAGACUCCCGCAAUGUCCGCGUGUGGAGGAGACGCUGGGAGUGAGUCCUCUCCUCGGAACACAGCAGAAAACUGCCUUCAGUGACUUUCGCUCACGGGCUUACAGGAGGACAGCGCUGUUAUUUCGUCAUUCGGAACUACUGGAGCAAAUGAGGAAUCCAUGAGCCAAGACAGAUCUUGGUUCUCAUAGAAAUAAGGUGCAGUUCUGACUGAUAUGGCCAUGUCACUGUUCCAUCACAGAACAGUUAUAUUGGCUAUGGCUUACUGUUUCCUGCCUUGCAUCACUUCCUCCCUCAACCUGGAGGAUCCCAAUGUCUGCAGCCACUGGGAGAGUUACUCGGUGACAGUGCAGGAGUCAUACGCCCAUCCCUUUGAUCAGAUUUAUUACGCCAGCUGCACGGACAUCCUCAACUGGUUUAAGUGCACCAGACAGAGGGUGAGCUAUCGGACAGCCUACCGAAGGGGAGAGAAGACCAUGUACCGGAGAAGGUCCCAGUGCUGUCCAGGCUUCUACGAGAAUGGAGAGAUCUGUGCUCCUCAUUGUGCGACAAGCUGUGUCCAUGGCCGUUGUAUGGCCCCCAACACCUGCCAGUGUGAUCCCGGGUGGGGGGGCUCCAACUGCUCCAGUGUUUGUGACAGUAACCACUGGGGUCCUCACUGCAGUAGCAGAUGUCAGUGCCAGAAUGGUGCACUGUGUAAUCCCAUCACUGGAGCCUGUAUCUGCACUCCUGGGUACCGAGGUUGGCGCUGCGAGGCACAGUGUGAAGUGGGCACCUACGGAAAUGGGUGCCAGCAGAAGUGCCAGUGCCAGAACGGAGCUAGCUGUCACCAUCUUACUGGAGAAUGCAAUUGCUCAUCAGGAUACAAUGGAGCUUUGUGUCAGGACCAUUGUCCAGUUGGCACCUACGGUGCCGGCUGUGCAAAGAAGUGUCGCUGUGAGAACUAUAGCAAAUGCUACUACACCAACGGGCAGUGUCUGUGUGAACCAGGAUACACAGGGGAGACAUGCAACGCCCGACUGUGUCCUGAAGGACACUAUGGCCUCCGGUGUGAUAGGAAGUGUCUGUGUUACGCCCAGAACACACGCAGCUGUCACCCAAUGUCAGGAGAGUGCUCAUGUCAGCCUGGUUGGUCAGGUCUGUACUGCAACGAAAUGUGCACCGCAGGAUUUUAUGGAGAGUCCUGUCAGCAGGUGUGCCAGUGCCAGAACGGUGCCGACUGCAACAGUGUGACCGGAGCGUGCAUUUGUACUCCAGGCUUCACGGGUCCCAACUGUUCAGUCCCCUGCCCAACAGGAACACAUGGAGUGGACUGCUUCUCCCACUGCAACUGUAAGAACAAAGCUCAGUGUUCCCCUGUCGACGGAUCCUGCUCCUGUAAACAAGGGUGGCAUGGAGUGGACUGCUCCAUCAACUGCCCCAGUGGUACCUGGGGUGUGGGCUGUAACCUAACCUGUAUGUGUGGGAAAGGAGGAUCAUGCAAUGCCCUGAAUGGUCAGUGUACCUGUGCUCCAGGCUGGAGGGGAGAGAGGUGUGAGCUUCGCUGCCAGGAUGGCACAUACGGUUUGGACUGCAAGGCGCGAUGUCACUGCAGUAAUGCCGAUGGAUGUCACCACUCUACUGGUCACUGCCGCUGUCUGGCCGGCUGGACUGGUAUCCACUGUGACAGUGUGUGCACUCAGGGUCGCUGGGGCCCAAACUGCUCCCUACCCUGUAACUGCAAGAAUGGAGCAUUCUGUUCUCCAGACGAAGGGACCUGUGCGUGUGCUCCAGGAUACAGAGGCACCACCUGUCAAAGGAUCUGCUCUCCAGGUUACUUUGGUCACCGCUGCAGUCAGACCUGUCCACAGUGUGCCCACAGCAACGGACCAUGUCAUCAUGUCUCAGGACAGUGUGACUGCUUGCCAGGGUUCAAAGGAGCGCUGUGCAACGAGGUGUGUCCAAGUGGUCAAUUUGGGAAGAACUGUGCUUGGAGCUGCAGCUGCACCAACAACGGCACCUGUAGCCCCAUCGAUGGCUCCUGUCAGUGUUAUCCAGGGUGGAUCGGCAGCGACUGCUCCCAGCCCUGUCCUCCUGUUCAGUGGGGACCCAACUGCAUCCACACAUGCAACUGCCACAACGGAGCCUACUGCAGCGCUUAUGAUGGAGAAUGCAAGUGCACCCCAGGAUGGACCGGUCUCUACUGCACACAACGUUGUCCAUUAGGUUUCUACGGGAAAGACUGUUCUCUGACCUGCCAGUGUAGAAAUGGGGCCAACUGUGAUCACAUCUCUGGACAGUGCACCUGUCGCACCGGCUUCAUGGGAAGAGACUGCGAACAAAGGUGUCCUCCCGGUUCGUAUGGUUAUGGCUGCCGUCAAGUGUGUGACUGUCUAAAUAACUCCACAUGUGAUCACAUGACUGGUACAUGUUAUUGCAACCCAGGCUGGAAGGGAGCUCGCUGUGACCAAGCUGGUGUAGUGGUGGACAGCCUCAACAGUUUGACCAGCGCAGCUUUGCAUGUGAAAACCUACCGGAUCGGAGCCAUCGCAGGAGUCAUUGUUCUGGUGCUACUGCUGUUUUUCCUCUUCCUUCUUUUCAUUAUCUACAGGAAGAAACAAAAGGGCAAAGAGCCUUCAAUGGCAGCUGUGACCUACACUUCUGCAUUGACGGUCACAGCCGAUUACACCAUUGCAGAUGCUCACCCACCAGAAAGUGAGUCCCACCCAAGCAACUACUUUUCCAACCCCAGCUACCAUACUCUGACCCAGUGCAUCAGCUCUCCACAUGUUAACAAUGGUCUUAAUGGAAAGGCCAAGAGCAACCAGCUUUUUGUGAACUUGAAGCACAUAGAUCAGAGAAACAGGGCUCCUCUCGCCGAGUACAACAGCACACAUCCUAGAGACUGGAAACAAGAAAACUGCGUCCAUGAACUGGGUGAGACAUUCACUACAAUAAAAUAUCUGAAGGGCACACUCUAUCAUGCAAGCUCCUGCUCCCUCAACAGCUCUGAAAACCCAUAUGCAACAAUAACGGACCCUCCCCAGCUUACAGCCAAAAACUUGGAGUGUGGCUACGUGGAAAUGAAGUCGGCGGUCAGACAGGAUUCCCCAUACGCUGAGAUCAGCAACAGCAGCCCCACAACUAACCACAAUAUCUAUGAAGCUGAGCCAGUAAGUAACAUCCAGCUAACAGAAGACAGCAAUGGUGACAUGCAGUUCGGUAAAGAUCUGUACGAUCUUCCAAAAAACAGUCACAUUCCCUGCCACUACGACCUCCUGCCGGCCAGAGAAAGUCCUCUCCAAGAGAACAAAGAGCCGGACACUGAAUGAUACCACAGAGACUCAGUACAGAGACCAGGUCUUACCUCCAGUUUGCAGUUGCUGCACUGACUGUUUUGUACCUACAACACGCUUGUUUCCUUUCAACUCUGCUUUACGCUACUUUUAUUGUAACUACGUAUCAUGGCUUCUUUCAGAGGAAAUUGGUUAGUUUUUAGGUAAAGCUGUCAUUAUUUACAGAAAUGUGUAUACUAAAGCAUGAAACAUGACAGGUACAGUCUAAAUAUACUCCAUCAAAAAGUGACCUUCAUAUACUUCUGCACGGCUUAAUUUUCCAGCUUCAAAAUGGGCCAGAAGAUUGUCAGAUGCAGCCCUAACAAAAGGUCGCUUCAGACCUUGUUAAAUAAGUACUUUUUUUUCCCAAGUAUACUGAGGAAUUUAUCAUGUUUGCGUAUACCAUUCAAUACUAAUCAAAUCUUUAUUUUUUUAAAUAGCAGUAGAUAAUGGAUAAUGUGAUUGAAUAUUGAUUGUAAUUAAAUCAAAGAUUAGAUAGGUGUUUUUUUUUUCAGGACAAUGUUUUUCUAAUGAAUAAUUCAAGAAUACAGUGCUAUUGUUGAAAUAUUGAUAGUACCAGAAUCCACUUAAACAUAAUUUGCACAUAAUUUGAUUGGUUUGGGAUUGACUAGACCUCACCUGGAGGUAGUCCAACUCACACUGUGAUCAAAUCUCAGCCAGGUGUAAUUUACAUACUGUAUAUCCGAGUUCCAUGCUGAAAGAAAACUAACAAACAAGCUUUAGGAGAUUUUAGGGGGGGACAUCAUAACGAGCAAUGUGUAAAUCAUGUGACCACAGCAUCAGUAAUGAUAGCCUUGUGUAAAAGCCCGCUGUACCCUUUAUCUGAAUUGUCAACAGUCCCAUGACCCUUUCCCUGCAUGCAGCUGACAGGUAUAGAGUAUUUCUCGUGAUUGUUGACAGCCUACCUAAUUUGGAUUUCAACAUCCCAUCACAAUGUUGGCUGAGUCAAAAUAACAACAACAUUCAUCUCCCAAUUUUCAAGCACUAUAUUUGCAAAGAGUGUACAUUUUCUGAAAAUACAUGCUUUGAAUUGGUAUUUGUCAAUUGUGUAUACGUGCUCUGGCACUCAAUGGUAUGAUUACAUGUACCACUCAUACUGUAAAAAUACAUUUUCCUAGGUUCUGUUUUUCAUCCCAUUUAAUUUCAUAAUUAUGAAAAGUAUGUAGUAUGUUUUGCUUGUUUCUGCAUUGUGUUGAUGUGCUGAAGAAUUGUAUAUCAUGCAUGAAAAGAUAUUACCUAGCCACUAGGUGGUAUUAGAUGGCAGCAAAUAUAGGACUAUAACUAAUGAGCUGAACAGGCUAGCAUUGUUCAGGAGGCACUUGAAGCCCUGUUCCCAGGCUUUGUACAGACUAAACUGAACUGUUAAGAACCAUGUCAGCUUUGGUACACGUACAAGUCUCUUCUUGUAUACCCACCAUUUCUAGCAAACGUGGACAUUUUAGAUCUAUGCUUCUGAAUUUGAAUGAAUGUGGGACAGACAAUGAACAAUUGAGAGCUCGAAUAUUGACUUUGUCACAUUGCAGUACUUUUUGGUGUGGUCAUGUACACAUUUGAUCCUGUUUAAAUAUUUAAAUUAGGUUUUUUCCCUGCAGUGUUUGGCUGUAUGUCCGGACAUAAUUGUGGUUUCUAACUGUUUAUUCUUGUUCCUUCUAAAUGUCCACUUUUUGCCAAAUACUAUUGAGGGCCUGUGCCUUUUGAUUUAUUACUUUUUUGGGGAUGUCCAACUCUCCAAUACAGGAGCAAAAUGAGGACGACAACCUACUUGAUAACCCCUGGAAGUUCCAGAAUCUUUAGGGGCAUCAUUAAGGGCAUUUAGUGACCUGUCAUGAGCAGUAGCCACAUUUAAUUAAAAAAAAAAAAAAAAAAAAAAAAAACUUUUUGCAAUGGAAAAUAGACAUCAUAAUAUACAGCGGCCUGUGUCCCUCAACUCAUUCACUAAUGGGGUUCUGGAUGGUUUCUCCAAAAGUACGUCUGCAGACUUUUUAAUGUUAAUUAUUGAUUGUCCUGCUCCAUAUAGAUGCAGAGGUAAAAGGAUAGUUAGUUUGGUUGUGUGUGUUGCUUGAUUAAAUAUAAUAGACUAUCUUGUUUCUUUUAAAUGGUUUGCAGUGGAUCCUUAAAAUGUUAUAGAUUUUCAGAAUUGAAGGUCAUACAUACAAAAUCACAUUUUAAAGUAUUAUAGAUCUUAUAUUUUGCAUCGGAAAUAUGUUUCAUGGUAAUACUUCAGUAGAUGUCUUCAUACCACCAAAUAAAAACCUGUUAACUGAACAAUAUAAGGCAAAACACCUGGCUCAACUAGCAUUAUCAAUUUAAAGGGCUUAACUUUUAAUGAAAUUAUCUCAUGAAAUGCAAGCUUAACUGCACUUUGGCUUUUUUAAUGGAUUGUUGCCACAGGACCACAUUAUUAAUCUCUAAUGUGUAUUAGAGAUUAAUAAUGUCAAGAAAUGUUUAUUUAAUGUUUUUUUCUUUCAUUGUCAUUAUCAUUGUUUAUAUAUUGUAUUUAGUUUUUUUGUAAAUGUUUAUGUCACCCAUCAUUGUAUGUCCUAUAUUAAAACCAGAACAAAGGCU